AUGAACGAGGAGCUACGGCGUGAACCCACCACUUUGACGCAGAAGAGAUUAGACGACGGUUAUAACCAACUUUAUGAUUUUGUGCCAGGCGUUGAAAACUUGACCAAAAUCAAAAAAGAACUCAAGAGACACGGCCUGCAACCGAUGAACAACUCAAAACUCAAAAGCAUACUGAAUAGCGACCUCGACACGAAUUUUGAUGUAUCAGCAGCAACGUUGGCAGAUGUCAACGACGAAAAACAAACGCCAGAUACCACUCGUAGAACCGAAUACAGCAAGGAUGACAUCAUUGCCUUUUUCAUCGAGGGUAUCCGGUAUCAUCUUCGCAAGGAGAUGGAAGAAGCUUUGGACGCAUCACCAACUGCUGCGGCCACUUUGAGUGAUUUUGACAAGUUACAAAAGAAGCAUAACAGCCAGAAAACUUUGCCCAAAGGCAUUUUAGACACAAUUCAGCAAUGUGUCUUACAAAACUAUCCAAAACUACAAGUGGCGGUUAAUUGGUUCGCUAACCGAUUGAAAUCCUGGGAUGACAUUCUGGGAUAUCAUAAUACAAGCAGUGGCAGUGGCAGUGGCAGCAGCAGUGGCAACAAAGGAGACGAAGAAGGCAAAGAUGGGGAUGACAAUGACAAGGAGGAGGAGGAGGCCAUUGAAGGUGACAGUGACACAAAAACAACAAAGCUCCACGAGACCAUUACCUUCAGCUUUGUGGGCGAUCCUUCGUAA
Messenger RNA from Zychaea mexicana, 723 nucleotides. RefSeq lists its product as uncharacterized. The record is from RefSeq and is a predicted model, not a curated record. Lineage: Eukaryota; Fungi; Mucoromycota; Mucoromycetes; Mucorales; Lichtheimiaceae. The transcript has 3 exons. The coding region runs from base 1 to 723 and encodes 240 amino acids.